Saitoella complicata NRRL Y-17804 is the source of this 1138-nucleotide messenger RNA. RefSeq lists its product as uncharacterized. The transcript has a single exon. The coding region runs from base 19 to 1014 and encodes 331 amino acids. The record is from RefSeq and is a predicted model, not a curated record. NCBI's taxonomy places the organism in Eukaryota, Fungi, Ascomycota, Saitoellomycetes, Saitoellales, Saitoellaceae. Gene Ontology annotation, biological process: mitotic spindle assembly checkpoint signaling; mitotic sister chromatid biorientation; protein localization to kinetochore.
CAGGGCGUUUUGGAGGACAUGCAGAAGAAGAUGGAGAGUCUCGAGCAAGACGAAAAGACCCUUGUGCAUGCCAAGGAGGAGCUUACCCCUAUUCUUGCUCAGCUCAAGGCCCGUCAUGCCGAGGUUAAGAAGAAGCUUGAGAAUAAGCGUGCGAAGAAGCAGGCUAUCGAGGAGAGUAACCAAGAAGAGCUCAAGAAGGUUCGUGAAAGGAUUACGGAACUCGAUGAGGAGAUCAAAGAGCGCAGGGCGCAAUUGGAGGCCGAGGAGAAGGAGAAGGAAGAAGCCGACCGCAAACUUGCCAAGGUUGAAGAACAGACGGCGGACGCAAAACGUAGGAUUACUGCUGCGGAAAAGACUAUCGAGGAGAACCGUGGACUUGACGCCAACGAGAUCGAGGAUUUGAAAGAGCAAGUUACUGGUCUCGAACAGCAAAGCGGUUGGAAGGUCACCUUGAUCAGGAGCAACACCAUCGCCAUCGAGCACGUCGAGGAACUCCGCUGUCACAUCCACAUGAAGGACGGCAAGACUCACGUCACCUUGUCUCUUGUCGAUGAGGACAAGGCAAACGAGUGCACACGUUUCUUCUUUGAUCAUCUUCAGAAGACGGUUCAGAACGAUUCAGAACGUCCUGUGCCUCAAAUUCUUGCUGGACUUAGGAAAUCUUGGGCUGUUUACAAGCGGAUCCGUACGGAGUUCGAGCUCCUUCGGGUGCAACACCCCGUUACUGUCUCCCGUGUCGUGACGGAGGAUGGUACUGCACACCUUCAGGCGGCCACACGCCUUCUCUUGCCUUCCGCACGUUCUAAGCUAAGUGUCACCUUUGCCGUUACUCCGGCCAUCCUCGAUGUCUACCCUGACAUGAACCAGAGCGGCGCCGUCACCGUCAAAGCCGAGGUCAUUUAUGGUACCUUGGACGAAAAGGAAGUAAUGAAGAGUCUAGUUGGGCGGGUUGGCACAGGUGGCUCUGGUGCUUUGACAAUGGCAUGCAAGGAGGUUUACGAUGUCUGGGAGUAAAGGGUGUCGUGCGUUGCUAUGUAGCUUAGGGUUGGGUGGGACUUCGUUAAUGGCGUUACAUCUUGUUUAUUCUUCACUAUUUAUGGAUACUAUAAUUACCAAACACCAAUUGCUAUUCAUCCGC